Molecule: messenger RNA, 1575 nt
Organism: Caenorhabditis remanei
Lineage: Eukaryota; Metazoa; Nematoda; Chromadorea; Rhabditida; Rhabditidae
Exons: 5
Coding region: 1-1575 (524 amino acids)
Cellular component (GO): cytoplasm
Source: RefSeq, a predicted model, not a curated record
AUGAGUAUUCUGAGUGAAAUUCUCAGUACAGGACAUGUUGAUGAAGAAUUAUUGGCAGCACUUGAUGAUGAUCAGAAGCAAUUAUUAUUCUGCCAGAUGAGAAGUGAACAAGUUCGAAAAUGGGAGAUGGCAGAGGCGGAAUUCGAACGGACGGGUCCGUUGAAUCGAAAAAUGAAAAAGAAAGGAUUGAAAUGGCUGACGGGAGUUGAUGGAGAAGUAUGGGUGUGGGUUAUGGGCGAUCAUGAACAGGAUAAAACGAUAGAUGAAAUACUCGAAGAAGAAAGUCGAGAAAAAGCCCACGCCUUGGCGAUGCGGGAGCUACGAGCCGGUGCUUCUGAUUCCGAUGAAGACGCCCUGAUGGCACAACUGAAAGGAUUACGGGUUGUCGGAUCACAACCUCACGAGAAUUAUGACAAUUUGUAUAACAACGACCUAACUGGGACAUCCCCUCUACUUUUAUUCCAACCACCAAAACCAAUUCUCACUCAACCUCCACAAAUUGUGACAACAACUACUGUAUCUAGCUACUCAACUCCCCAGCCGCAGAAAGCGCAGUUGGUACGCGGAGAGAAACCGCCUGUACCAUCGAAACCAACGACUGGAUACUUUGCAACAUUCACAUCCAACCCACAAACAACAACUACUGUAUAUGAUUUGGCGCCAACGACAGCUUCCACAAAUGGAUUCGGUGGAAAUACAUAUCAGAAUAGAAUGCAAGAAGCUCAGAAUACAAAUGGCGUCCGAAUGCGUGCUCCUCGGAUAGACGACGGUCGACGAGAGGAAGAAGUUCAAAAAAGAGAAUCAGAAAUAUUCCAAAGUUUAGUAGAAGAACGCGAACGGCUUCAGAGAGAAGCGGAGUUGAUCGAAGACCGCGAGAAGACACUUUGGGAAGAACGAGAGAGGAAAGCUCGUGAAGCAGAGCAUGCGCAACGAGAACUAGCGCAAAAAGCACGGGAAAAACAUCAACAAAUGAUCCGGACGAGUACGAGUAUUUUGCCGGCGUUAAAGGAUCACAAGGCUGGAAGUUUACGGGAAGCAAUAAAAAAUCUUCCUCGACCUCCGAAGCCGAAGUCGCGAGCAGCGAUAAUUGAAUGGUUUCAAAAAGAAGAACUUCCACGUGGUACUGGUCUCGAUCCGAAGACAAGAGCACCGGCGCCAUGGUUUCAUGGUAUCAUUUCGAGAGAUCAAUCGGAAGUUUUGCUGACACAUAAACCAACUGGAUCCUUCCUGGUUCGAGUAUCCGAACGGAUUUGGGGAUACACAGUUUCCUACGCUGCACGCGAUGGAUCGUUCAAACAUUUUUUGGUAGAGAAGAUACCAGAAGGUUAUCAAUUUUUGGGAACAAAUCAAGUUGUUCACGAUGAACUUUUUGAUUUGGUUGCUUAUCAUGAGACAGCACCCAUAACAGCGAAAGGCGCUGAAAUACUGAAAUGGGCGGUGGGACAACCAACAAGGCCCGCCGAUUACUCAGAUCUCAUCCCAGAAUCACCAAUACAUUACAAUACAUAUUCAUCUCGCAGUAUUGUUCGAACCAUACCAACAACGAUAUUGAAUGGACCAGUUGGCCGUUUUUGA